AUGUCCCAGCCGGCAGGGAGGAUGCAUUGCCGAAAGGCGGGGAUCCGCGCCGCGGUGGUGCUCAUCGGACUCCUGCACAAAUCCCGAAAACAGAAUAAAGAGAAAAGGAAGCAGGAGCUAGCCAACAGCUCUGAGGUGAGCCUCCCAGACCGGCCGCUGUCCCCUCCUCUCACAGCGCCUCCCACCAUGAAGUCAGCAGAGUUCUUCGAGAUGCUGGAGAAAAUGCAGGGGAUCAAGCUUGAAGAGCAGAAGCCAGGACCCCAGAAGAACAAGGAUGACUACAUCCCGUACCCCAGCAUCGAAGAGGUUGUGGAGAAGGGAGGCCCGUACCCUCUGGUCAUCCUGCCCCAGUUUGGGGGCUAUUGGAUUGAGGAUCCAGAGAAUGUGGGUACACCAACGUCACUGGGCAGCAGCAUCUGUGAAGAGGAAGAAGAGGACAACCUUAGCCCCAACACGUUCGGCUACAAGCUCGAGUGCAAGGGCGAAGCCAGGGCCUACCGCAGGCACUUCCUUGGCAAGGAUCAUCUAAACUUUUACUGUACUGGCAGCAGCCUGGGGAACUUGAUCCUGUCCAUCAAGUGCGAGGAAGCUGAUGGGAUCGAGUACCUUCGGAUCAUUCUCAGGUCCAAACUGAAGACGGUGCAUGAGCGGAUCCCCUUGGCGGGACUGAGCAAGUUACCCAGCGUCCCUCAGAUUGCAAAGGCUUUCUGUGACGACGCAGUGGGGCUGAAAUUCAACCCUGUCCUGUACCCCAAGGCCUCCCAGAUGAUUGUGUCCUACGAUGAACAUGAUGUCAACAACACAUUCAAAUUUGGGGUCAUUUAUCAAAAAGCCAGGCAGACCCUAGAGGAGGAGCUGUUUGGGAACAAUGAGGAGAGUCCAGCUUUCAAGGAGUUCUUAGACCUGUUGGGGGACACGAUCACACUGCAGGACUUCAAAGGUUUCCGAGGAGGCCUGGAUGUGACCCAUGGACAGACAGGGGUGGAAUCAGUGUACACGACAUUCCGGGACAGGGAGAUCAUGUUUCAUGUCUCCACAAAGCUGCCAUUUACUGAGGGAGACGCCCAGCAGCUCCAGAGAAAGAGACACAUUGGGAAUGACAUUGUGGCCAUCAUUUUUCAAGAAGAAAAUACACCAUUUGUCCCAGAUAUGAUUGCCUCCAAUUUCUUACAUGCCUACAUUGUUGUGCAGGCUGAGACCCGGGGCACAGAGACCCCAUCCUACAAGGUUUCUGUCACCGCACGGGAAGAUGUGCCUGCCUUUGGCCCACCUCUGCCCAGCCCCCCUGUUUUCCAGAAGGGCCCGGAGUUCAGGGAGUUUCUGCUCACCAAGCUCACCAAUGCAGAGAAUGCUUGCUGCAAGUCGGACAAGUUUGCAAAGCUGGAGGACCGGACAAGGGCUGCCCUCCUGGACAACCUUCAUGAUGAGCUGCAUGCCCACACACAGGCCAUGUUAGGACUGGGCCCAGAGGAGGACAAGUUUGAGAAUGGGGGCCACGGAGGAUUCCUGGAGUCUUUCAAGAGGGCUAUCCGUGUGCGCAGCCACUCCAUGGAGACCAUGGUGGGCAGCCAGAAGAAAUCACAUGGUGGGGCCAUCCCUGGCAGCCUCAGUGGGGGCAUCUCUCACAACAGUGUGGAGGUCACCAAAACCACCUUCUCGCCUCCGGUGGCAGUGGCAACAGCGAAGAACCAGUCACGGAGCCCCAUCAAGCGGCGGUCAGGGCUCUUUCCUCGUCUACACACGGGCUCUGAAGGCCAGGGGGACAGCCGGACACGAUGUGACAGCACAUCCAGCACCCCCAAGACUCCAGAUGGAGGACACUCUUCUCAGGAGAUAAAGUCUGAGACUUCAUCCAACCCCAGCUCUCCUGAAAUCUGCCCUAACAAAGAGAAGCCCUUCAUAAAGUUGAAGGAGAAUGGUCGAGCCAACAUCUCCCGCUCCUCCUCCAGCACCAGUAGCUUCAGCAGCACUGCAGGGGAGGGCGAGGCCACAGAGGAGGGUGACAGUGGGAGCAGCCAGCCAUCUACAACCUCGCCCUUCAAGCAGGAGGUGUUUGUCUACAGCCCGUCCCCGAGCAGCGAGAGCCCCAGCCUGGGGGCAGUGGCCACCCCUGUCAUCAUGAGCCGGAGUCCCACGGAUGCCAAAGGCAGAAACUCCCCGAGAUCAAACCUGAAAUUCCGCUUUGAUAAGCUCAGCCAUGCCAGCUCUGGUGCGGCAGCUUCUCCCUCCUGUGUCUUUGGCCAAGGCUAG
Messenger RNA from Otolemur garnettii (small-eared galago), 2250 nucleotides. RefSeq names its product RAP1 GTPase activating protein 2 (gene RAP1GAP2). The record is from RefSeq and is a predicted model, not a curated record. The coding region runs from base 1 to 2250 and encodes 749 amino acids. Lineage: Eukaryota; Metazoa; Chordata; Mammalia; Primates; Galagidae. Gene Ontology annotation, cellular component: cytoplasm; plasma membrane. The transcript has 23 exons. Gene Ontology annotation, molecular function: GTPase activator activity. Gene Ontology annotation, biological process: activation of GTPase activity; regulation of small GTPase mediated signal transduction.